UUUGCAUGAUCACGUGAAUUCUGUUCGAUUGUUAUAAUAAAACGAUCAACCGGCAAGAGAACAAACUCAAACUGACUCCACAAUCUCACAAGUGCUGUCGUUCGAGCUGGUUGUACGGAUCUACAAGACAAGAAACAAUCUCCAAGAUACAGGAACCAUGCCGAGUCUCUUGCACGAAAUCACAACCCCUUUCAAGAAGGCUACUUUUGGAAUGGGCUGUUUUUGGGCCUGUGAUGCCCUUUUCGGGGCUCAACCUGGAGUUUUGAGAACACGAGUCGGAUAUGCGGGGGGCACCACUUUGGACCCCCAAUACAGAAAAAUUGGAGACCAUACUGAAGUCAUUGAAAUUGACUACGACCCUAAAGUGGUUAGUUAUGAGGAUCUUCUGAAACUGUUUUGGAGCAACCACGAGUACGGCUUAACCAACAUCAUCAAAAGACAAUACAUGUCAUUGAUCUUAUACCACGACGACGACCAGAAACGUAUUGCGGAAAUCUCGUUGAAAAAAGAAGCUCAUAAACACAACACAAAAUUAGUUACUGAAAUUAAACCAGCUGGAGCUUUCUAUCCGGCCGAAAAUUAUCAUCAAAAAUAUCGGUUGCAAGAACAUACCUGGCUGUGCGAAGAGUUAGGCUUGACACCCGAACUUCUGCAAACUUCCCACGUCGCUGCUCGUCUCAACGGUUAUCUUGUCGGGGUUGGGAAGUUAGAAGACUUUGAAAAAGACAUUGCUAAACUGGCCUUGACUGAUAAAAUCGCCAGUUUUGUUCGUGCACAACUGAUAGAAAAUGAAGGAGGAAGUUUGUAUUGCUAAGUGAAUGGACAAUUUUUAAUGGACAUCUUGCUAUUUAUAUUUAUAAGUGAUGAGUAGAUUUAGGUUUUAUGGGUCCACUUUAUGUUCAGUAUUAGGUCUAUAGUGUGCUGGACUUUGAAUUUGAUUUGUUAUUGGUGAACGUAUUAAUAAAUUUGACUUUAAGUGUUCA
Tribolium madens (black flour beetle) is the source of this 983-nucleotide messenger RNA. RefSeq names its product peptide methionine sulfoxide reductase (gene MsrA). NCBI's taxonomy places the organism in Eukaryota, Metazoa, Arthropoda, Insecta, Coleoptera, Tenebrionidae. Gene Ontology annotation, molecular function: peptide-methionine (S)-S-oxide reductase activity. Bases 158 to 814 code for a protein of 218 amino acids. The transcript has 5 exons. The record is from RefSeq and is a predicted model, not a curated record.